UACACACUGACUAAUGAAACUUCUGUGAUUAUUUGUAUAUGAUAGGUGGGUGAAAUGCAAGACGAUAUCAGAAGCUCAACAGCAUCCUCUUAUCUGGAACUGAUCUCACAUGAUAAUCCACCAAGUGAUCUUGCAGAAAUUACAGUGGCAGUGAUUGAAAAUGCAACAAAUUCAUCUGCUUUACACAACCAUGAUGCCCCGGGCGUUUACAGUCAGCGACCACUUACAAAUAAUUCGGAGAUAGAUUCCUAUGAUAGCUUCAAGUACGAAAAACGUCACGAUUACACAGUACUGAGGGGUAACGAGCGGUAUGAUGACUUACUGAAUGGGAACGGGACAGGGACUGUGAAGUAUGAAAGACUUACAGACCGCGUGUAUAGCCUCCCGUAUCAACAGAUUAACAUGGUAUCCAACAAUAAUGAGAAUCAAUCGAAGAAGGAGGCGUCUUUAGCUGUCAUGCUGUGCUGUUCGAUUACGAGUCUUGUGGUCAAUUGUCCUAUUGGUGUCUUUUCUGUCUGUUAUGCAUAUAUGGCAAAGACAGAACAUUUUUAUCCCAUGAGAAGAUACUACAAAUGCAUGUCUCUGGUCGUUAGCGCUUUAGCUAUCUUUGGCUUUAUCAUCACAAUCACAAUAACGACAGUUAUAUUAGCUAAUCUAUCUAACAGAAAUACGUAGACAUUAAUAAAUGUGUCUAUAUAAUCGUACGAAGUCAAUGGCAAAGAAAAUCUUUGCUUUACAGCAUUGUAUUUUUGUCUCGCAUAGAAGUUUGGAGUUUACUGCAUUUUAUGUUUAUUAAUUUAAAUAAAUAAUGUAGGUUGUAAAUUCUAUAA
This is a messenger RNA of Saccostrea echinata, 830 nucleotides long. RefSeq lists its product as uncharacterized. The transcript has 5 exons. Lineage: Eukaryota; Metazoa; Mollusca; Bivalvia; Ostreida; Ostreidae. The record is from RefSeq and is a predicted model, not a curated record. Bases 55 to 675 code for a protein of 206 amino acids.